AUGUAUUAGGAUAAGAGCAUUGAAAAUUAUUUCUUUAACACAGGUCAUAUAAUAGGAAAGGGUAGUUUUGGUUGUGUUUACAGAGGAAUCAAUUAAAGUACUAAAACAGAGGUAGCCAUAAAAAUUGUCAAAAAGGCAAAUUUAGCAGGGUAUCAUAUAUUUCUACUUUAAGAGAAUCAAAUUCACAGAAGGCUUUAGUGAAUGAAAUGACAAUUUUGAAAAAACUUCAUUCAAAAAAUAUAGUUAGAUUGUUUGAUGUUUGUGAAAGUCAGUCAAACUAUUAUCUAAUAUAAGAAUAUUGUAAAUAAGGGGAUUUGAGAAAGAUUUUGAAAUAAAAACGACUGGAAGAAUAGGAGGCACUAAAAAUUCUACAUGAUAUUCUUUCUGGAUACUAAAUAUUAUUAAAAAAUGGUAUUGUACAUAGAGAUAUAAAACCAGAAAACAUUUUAAAUAGUAAUGGAAUAUUUAAACUUGGAGAUUUUGGGAUGGCUACUUAAUUGUCUAAACAGCGAAUGUUAAAUUCACGUGUUGGGACACCUUUAUAUAUGAGUCCUUAAGUUUAAUAAAAUACUAAUUAUACAAGUAAAUGUGAUAUUUGGUCAAUAGGAAUCUUAUUUUAUGAAUGCUUAUAUGGUAAAAGUAAUAAAUUUAAUAAUAAAUAGCUCCUUGGUUUAAUGAAACAUCUUCUAAGCUUUUGAAAAACAUUUAUGAGCAACCUCUAGAAUUUCCAAAGUAACCAAUAAUUAGUGAUAAAAGCAAAUAAUUUAUUAAGAAAUGUUUAGAAAUAAAUGAAAAAGAAAGAAUAGAUUGGAUCGAUAUUUAUAGUCAUAACAUAUUUAGAUAAAAUCCAAUUACAAAAUUAGAUCAUAAUUUUCAUUAAAUUAUCAUAAAAAUAAAAAAUAUCAUUAAAAUCAGAAAAAUUAAUAUAAAUUAAUUAAUAGUAAAUAUUGCAAUACCAAAUCAACUUAAAAUUAAUGAUCUCGAAUUAUUAUUAAAUUUAAUUGAUUAAUAAUUUACAUCAGAAGAUGCUGGAUUGAUUUUUGAUCAAUUGAAUCAUUAUAAUACAGAAUCUAUACCUUUAUAAUGUGUAUUAUUUUGGUUGGGUUAAAUUUAAGUAAUUAAAUAAAUCUAUGAUUUUGAUAGACAAUAUAAUGUUAAGUUAAAGAUAUAAGUUCACCAAAUCCAAUAUAACAAGAUUAAUUUAGAGUUGAUAAUAUUUUGAAUGCCCUUAUUAUUUAAAUAAGAUUAAAUUCAAUUUCAAUUAUACAAUUAUUUAAUAAGGUAAUAUUAUUUAAUAAUUAUUUAGUAUGAAAUUUCAUAAGACUAAGAAAUUAGCUUUGAUAAAUUCGAAUAAAUAUUGUAAAACAUAGAUAUUUAAUUAUCCAAAAAUGAUAUCACUUAAUGUUAUAAAAAAAUAAAAGAGGAAAAUUCAGGAUUUGUAAAAAGAGAAACUCUUUUAAAUAUUUUUUAUGAAGAAUCUGAAUUAGAUGAUACUGAUGAUGAUUUUUAAGUUUCUCUAGUUCAUCUUCCAAUUCAGGGACCUGGUUAAAAAUUAUUAUCAUGUAACAAUAUUGAAAUGUUAACUUGA
Paramecium pentaurelia is the source of this 1588-nucleotide messenger RNA. The record is from the annotation of a GenBank genome assembly. NCBI's taxonomy places the organism in Eukaryota, Ciliophora, Oligohymenophorea, Peniculida, Parameciidae.